AUGUCAGCCAUUUUCAACUUCCAGUCACUUCUUACAGUGAUUCUUCUUCUGAUUUGUACCUGUGCCUACCUCAGAGCUCUGGCCCCCAGCAUUAUUGAUAAAAACAAGACUGGACUCCUAGGUAUUUUCUGGAAAUGUGCCAGGAUAGGGGAGCGAAAAAGUCCUUGGGUGGCCUGCUGUUGUGUCAUUAUGGCUUUUAGCAUAUUGUUUUUGCAAUAA
Messenger RNA from Knipowitschia caucasica, 219 nucleotides. NCBI's taxonomy places the organism in Eukaryota, Metazoa, Chordata, Actinopteri, Gobiiformes, Gobiidae. The record is from the annotation of a GenBank genome assembly.